AUGGAAAAAGACCAUAGCUUUGCUCCCUUCUCUUGUCUGUUGGAAAAUUCGCAAAUCGCGACGUCCUGGAGAUGGCGGGUGCUCAUCAACGCCUGCGUCGAGAAUGGCGAGUGCGAUGCGGCCCUACGGUUCUUUUUCAGGAUGAUGAGCGAGCCUCCGUCGAGGCGUCUUCUUCGCUGUGCGAUCUCGCCACCGGCCCGUGGACGCGGAGACUGUGGUGACCAACCAUGUAUGGAAAAUGCGGCAGCCUGGAAGGUUCUCGACUCAAAGCUCGUUGAGAGAUGGGUGUCGUGGAAUACGAUGAUGCCCUCAAUGGGUCACAAGAAGGUGCUAGAUCUACUUGGCGAUGCUGCUCGAGGGAUACAGGCCCGUGGAGCUUCCGGAAUGCCGUGUCCUAGCACCGCGAAAGCUCUUGCGCAGCCAUACAUGUUGAUGAGUGCCGAGUCGAGCAGCAGGGAGCCAUCGAAGCCUGAGCCAUCGAAGCCUGUGUGCGUGGAUUGUUUUGCCUGCACGGGCAUAAGUAAGCACUCUACCUCUCCCUUCAGUUCCAUGCUGCUGGACGGCAUCUCCACCGAUGUUAUGGCGCUCGCCUUUGGCGAGCGGCCAACUUUCGAGCACUAUGUGGUCAUCUCGGAUAUGCUCAGCCGAGCUGGGAGGCUCGAAGAGGCCGAGAAUUUGCUAAGAAGUAUGCCGUUCCAGCCGGACUCGGUGUCGUGGAGGACGCUGCUCAGUGCGUGCUCGAAUCACAACAAUCCCCACGAGCUGCCGAUCCUAGACCUCAGUCCCAGCAAUCCUCCGGCAUUAGCUUUGCUGUCCAGCAUCAUCUCGGCCGCGGGAAUGAGUGAUGAGGCCGAGAAGUUGAUGGACGAACACAAGAUCGCGGUUUGGGAUUUGUGUAUGUCAUCAAAAGCAUGUUUGCAAGCAGGGAAUACGGUGCCGGCUCCCGGGGAGUGA
Selaginella moellendorffii is the source of this 954-nucleotide messenger RNA. RefSeq names its product pentatricopeptide repeat-containing protein At4g20770-like. Lineage: Eukaryota; Viridiplantae; Streptophyta; Lycopodiopsida; Selaginellales; Selaginellaceae. Bases 1 to 954 code for a protein of 317 amino acids. The record is from RefSeq and is a predicted model, not a curated record. Gene Ontology annotation, molecular function: RNA binding; protein binding. The transcript is spliced from 3 exons. Gene Ontology annotation, biological process: RNA modification.